Solea solea (common sole) is the source of this 999-nucleotide messenger RNA. Its product is annotated as trace amine-associated receptor 1-like. Lineage: Eukaryota; Metazoa; Chordata; Actinopteri; Pleuronectiformes; Soleidae. The transcript has a single exon. Gene Ontology annotation, biological process: adenylate cyclase-activating adrenergic receptor signaling pathway. The record is from RefSeq and is a predicted model, not a curated record. Gene Ontology annotation, molecular function: G protein-coupled receptor activity. Bases 1 to 999 code for a protein of 332 amino acids. Gene Ontology annotation, cellular component: membrane.
AUGGAACCAGAAUUGGCCGUCAACGGGACUGCAGCUGUUGACAACAUACUGUGCUACGUACCAGAUAAUGGAAGAUACAUAUUUACAAGCAAUCCUUCAGUUAUAUGUGUAUUACUUUACGCAUUCCUUGGUCUGUUGUGUGUUGUCACCAUAUGUGGAAACUUCCUAGUCAUCGUUUCAAUCAUUUACUUCAAACAGCUGCACACUCCGACAAACUACCUCAUCCUCUCUCUGGCUGUGGCCGACCUGCUUGUCGGAGUUCUGGUCUUUCCUUUCAGCAUGGCGUUCACCGUAACCUCAUGUUGGUUUCACGAAGGUUUGUUCUGCAAAGUACGAGGCUGCUUCGAUGUGACCCUGAGCACCGCCUCGAUUUUGAACCUGUGUUGUAUUUCCAUAGACAGGUACCACGCAGUGUGCCAGCCUCUCACGUAUAAAAGUAAAAUAACGAAUCGGGUUAUCGCGGGCAUGAUCCUGGUCAGCUGGGGACUUGCCGCUCUGAUCGGAAUCGGCAUCAUAGUUGCAGGCUUUAAUCAGGGGAAGUGUGAAGACAGUUGUUUAAUUGAUGCUCUAAUAUCGACCACUCUGGCGUGUAUUUUCUCCUUUUACAUCCCUGUCAUUAUAAUGCUCUGUAUCUACCUGAAGAUUUUCCUUGUUGCACAGAAACAAGCGCACAGCAUCCGGAACGCGGCUUGUCAGAGCACAAAGUCUGGAGCAACAGUCAGUAAGAUGGAGAGGAAGGCCACAAAGACUCUGGCUACUGUUAUGGGGGUGUUUCUUCUGUGUUGGACUCCUUACUUUCUCUGCAUCAUCUUUCAGCCUUUAACGUUUGAUGCAACACCGAUUGCUGUGAUUGAGACUCUCAACUGGCUCACGCUGUCCAACUCAAUGCUAAAUCCAUUCAUCUAUGCUUUCUUUUACGCCUGGUUCAGGUCAGCUUUCAGAAUGAUCAUUUCAGGGAAAAUAUUCCAAGGGGAUUUUGCCAACUCCAAACUUUUUUAA